Molecule: messenger RNA, 3318 nt
Organism: Manis pentadactyla (Chinese pangolin)
Lineage: Eukaryota; Metazoa; Chordata; Mammalia; Pholidota; Manidae
Gene: LGI3
Product: leucine rich repeat LGI family member 3
Exons: 8
Coding region: 244-1890 (548 amino acids)
Biological process (GO): regulation of exocytosis
Cellular component (GO): synaptic vesicle
Molecular function (GO): protein binding
Source: RefSeq, a predicted model, not a curated record
CGGGUCAGCGGCUGCUCAGGCUCCACCGGCUCCGCGCACCUCUCCGAGGCGGCGCGCGAGCGCGAGCAGGGGCGGGACUGCAGCCGGCGCCGAGGGCUGGAGGAGUCCCUCUCCGCAGCGGGCAGCGGGCCCCCAGCUGCGGUAGCAGCUGCCGGCUCCGGGAGGGGCCAGCCGGCGCUGGGUGGUGGAGAGCCGUGGGGCGGAGGCUGCGGCCGCGGGCCGGAGGGAGAGCUUGCAGGCAGCAUGGCGGGGCUGCGGGCCGGGCGGGGCUCGGGGCUCGGUCUGCUGGCGCUGUCCACGCUGGGCUUCUGCUUAAUGCUGCAAGUUAGUGCCAAGAGGCCCCCCAAGACGCCCCCUUGCCCGCCCAGCUGCUCCUGCACCAGGGACACCGCCUUCUGCGUGGACUCUAAGGCAGUGCCCAGGAACUUGCCCUCCGAGGUCAUCUCUCUGACACUGGUGAACGCUGCCUUCUCGGAGAUCCAGGAUGGAGCCUUUUCCCACCUGCCACUGCUGCAGUUCCUGUUACUCAACUCCAACAAAUUCACUCUGAUUGGAGACAACGCCUUCACAGGACUGUCGCACCUGCAGUACCUCUUCAUUGAGAACAAUGAUAUCUGGGCACUAUCCAGGUUUACCUUCAGAGGACUCAAGUCUUUGACACACCUCUCACUGGCCAACAAUAACCUGCAGACGCUGCCUAGAGACAUCUUUCGGCCCCUGGACAUCCUGAGUGACUUGGACCUGCGUGGCAACUCGCUCAACUGUGACUGCAAGGUGAAGUGGCUGGUGGAGUGGCUGGCACACACCAACACCACAGUGGCCCCCAUCUACUGCGCCAGCCCGCCCCGCUUCCAAGAGCACAAGGUGCAGGAUUUACUGCUGCGGGAGUUCGACUGCAUCACCACGGAUUUCGUGCUGUACCAGACCCUGUCCUUCCCAGCAGUAUCAGCCGAGCCCUUCCUUUACUCCAGCGACCUCUAUCUGGCUCUGGCCCAGCCAGGUGCCAGCGCUUGCACCGUACUCAAGUGGGACUAUGUUGAACGGAGGCUUCGAGACUAUGAUAGAAUCCCAGCCCCCUCUGCAGUGCACUGCAAGCCUAUGGUGGUGGACAGCCAGCUGUAUGUGGUUGUGGCCCAGCUGUUUGGUGGCUCUUACAUUUACCACUGGGACCCCAACACCACGCGCUUCACCAAGCUGCAGGAUAUUGACCCGCAGCGCGUGCGCAAGCCCAACGACCUAGAGGCCUUCCGCAUCGACGGGGACUGGUACUUUGCAGUGGCCGACAGCUCCAAGGCCGGCGCCACCAGCCUCUACCGCUGGCACCAGAAUGGCUUCUACUCUCAUCAAGCCCUGCAUGCCUGGCACCGCGACACUGACCUGGAGUUUGUAGAUGGCGAGGGCAAGCCACGGCUGAUUGUGUCGAGCAGCUCACAGGCACCCGUCAUCUAUCAGUGGAGUCGCACUCAGAAGCAGUUUGUGGCUCAGGGUGAGGUGACCCAGGUGCCUGACGCCCAGGCUGUGAAACAUUUCCGUGCGGGCCGCGACAGCUAUCUGUGCCUCAGCCGCUACAUUGGUGACUCCAAGAUCCUGCGUUGGGAGGGUGCUCGCUUCUCCGAGGUGCAGGCCCUGCCCUCCCGGGGCUCACUGGCCCUGCAGCCCUUCCUGGUGGGUGGCCGCCGCUACCUGGCUCUGGGCAGCGACUUCUCCUUCACGCAGAUCUACCAGUGGGAUGAGGGGCGACAGAAGUUUGUGCGGUUCCAGGAGCUGGCUGUGCAGGCCCCUCGGGCAUUCUGCUACAUGCCUGCUGGGGAUGCCCAGCUGCUCCUGGCCCCCAGCUUCAAGGGACAGACGCUCGUGUACCGACACAUAGUGGUGGAUCUCAGUGCCUAGUAGGGUGUCGUGGCCUCUGGGGAGUGGCCACUGGAGGCUAAGUAGGAGUCUAUGUGAGCCACAUAUGUGCCCGUGUGAAGACACAUUGUAGCCAGCCUGCAUUCGUGCCCUCACGUAUACAUACGCAGCCCCAGUGAGCAUGGACACACACCGUGAGCUAGCCCAGGGAGCCACUUCUCAUAGUUGUAAUAAGCAUGAAGACGUGUAUAUGCACCAGUCAACCCAGCGCCUGGUGCCUUCCUGUGCGUGGACACCUGUCAAACCUGUAGGACCCCCUCAGUCUGUUGCCUUCCACACACUCUGGCCCCAGGGUUGGGAGGAAGGCUGAACUUCCUCUCCUAUUCUCCUAUUCUUUGGCUUAUCCUGUGACUACCUGGUCUCUCCUGUUGGUGCUCCAGGUGUCCAUUUACCUGCUCCUGUUCUACACUGCAGCCCACAGCCACAUCCUUCAUACUGCUGGGGUCACUCACUCAUGUUACGCUCCUUCUGCGCACACAUGUGGACACUGGUAGACAGUCUCAGGGACGUGCACACACACGUCUAUAUUCUGUUUCUGUGAGCAUACGUGCAGAUUCAGUGCUGCCUAAAAGGGCUCCCCUCCAUUACCUUGCCUCUCUUCUUACAGAAGGCACAUGGUACCUGUCAUCGGCUCACCCCUGGUGUGCCCACCCUCUAGGCAUCAGCUUAACCUCCUGGGGCCAGUGUCUCUGCCCAGAGCAAUAACAACAUCCCCAGCAGGCCCCAACUUCUUGCCAGGCCUUUGUUCUUACAGGGGUUUCCUUCUCUGACCCUGAAGCUGGCUCAUGCGUGGAGACUACCCAGGUGAAAGCCUUUCUGCUUUUCUUCCCUGUAGCUGCUGCAGCCUCAGACCACACUCCCUACUUCAGCUGCAUCUUGGGGGUACAGCUCCUGAGCUGUGCUGGCUCCUUUGGGUGGGCCCAAGAGCUGGCCAAGCCAGGGACCCUGCUAUCUGGGUGGGUGCCAAGAGUGGAGCUGUGCUGGAGAGCGUCUUGGAGACCCUGGGACCUUACCAAUCCUCAGAGGCAUGCCCCAGGGGCACUGCCUUCGGAGCCUGCUGAGUGUCCUGUGGGAGCCGCACCUCAGAGCCAAGCUUCUGCUGCCCUCUGCUGCCUGCUGGAAAUAGGCAAGGCUGGUGGAGGAGGCAGGCUUUGGGAAACUUCCCUGUGCCCAGACAGUGUGAGGGCCUCCUGGGGUCAGGAUAUUCAGGGCACUUGCGAGCAAUUUUAUGAUUCAUUUUCCUCAAAUAAAAGGUUUCCACCCCAUUGCCGGCUCUCAGGUGCCCAAUGUCAGCAGCAGCAGUUUCAUUAAGAACAGAUCCACGGCUGUGCUUUUGUCCUUGCUGUGCGCAGGGGCCAGUCCUGGCUUUUGGACUCCCUUCUUCCCUGCUCCGUUCCCUGCUCCGUUCCC